CUUAGAAAAGCGAUGGCAGGUGAACAGAAAUGAAAUUAAUAUAAAACAAUGGAUGACGACAACUCCAUCGUUAUCGUUGGAGUUGGUUGUAAGUUUCCCGGAGCAGACAACCUUGACGAGUUUUGGCGGGUGCUGAUUGAGGGAGAGAACCACGUGAUAGAAAUACCACGAGAUAGAUGGAACAAUGAUGCCUUCUAUCACAAAGAUCCGAACGAACCAGGGAAAUCAUACGUCACGCGGGCCGGGUUCAUCAAAAAAUACGAUGAAUGGGACAACAAGAUGUUUAAUGUCAAUGAAAUGGAGGCUGCAUGGGUGGACCCCCAGCAGCGCUACGUAUUGGACUGUGUCCAUAUGGCAAUAGAGGAUGGCGGAAUCACUAAAACAGUUCUUAAUGGGUCUAACACUGGAGUUUAUAUAGGUGUAAUGAACGACGAUUACAAAGGAAGCUCAAACAAUGACCUCAACACGAUGACAAAUUACAGUCUGACAGGAACAUCGCCGAGCAUAAUAUCCGCUAGAGUGUCCUACACGUACAACCUUCUGGGACCUUCAAUGUCAAUCGACACCGCCUGCUCCUCAGCACUGGUCGCUAUCCACACGGCCUCGCAAGCACUUAAAUCCGGUGAUUGUGAAGUUGCCAUUUGCGGCGGUGUCAACAGUAUUCUCUAUCCGGAUAUAUUUGUUCCGCUUAGUAAGGCACGGAUGGUAUCACCUACUGGACAGUGUCAGGCGUUUUCUGAUAAGGCCGAUGGCUACGCCAGAGGAGAGGGAUGUGGAAUCGUCAUAUUGAAAACAAAGAAACAGGCUUUGCUUGACGGAAAUAAAAUAUGGGCGGCCAUAGCAACAGGGUGUAACCAAGACGGGCGAACGACGACUCCUAUCACAGCGCCAUCUAGCAUCCAACAGCGAAAUCUGCUGCUGAAAGUGUAUUCUGAAACUGGAGUCAAUCCGGAGGACGUUCAGUACAUAGAAGCACAUGGCACAGGGACUCCAGUAGGUGACCCCAUUGAAACCAACACACUUGGCAAGUUUUUUGCUGAGAAAGCUCCAGUAGAUGACCAUCAAGAUAACAUCCUGCUUGGGUCGGUAAAGACAAACAUUGGUCACCUCGAAUCAGCAGCUGGAGCAGCUGGAUUGAUCAAAGUCCUCUUGAUGAUGACGCACGGUAAGAUUGUUCCUUCCCUUCACUUUGAAAAAGCAAAUCCGAAUAUCGACUUUGACAGUUAUCGUUUAGAAGUUGCACGGCAAAUAUCACCAUGGCCGUGUCUCACUCAAGGAGGAGGAAGGCUCUCGUGUGUAAACUCGUUUGGAUUUGGAGGGACAAACAGUCACGCCAUAGUAAAGCAGUACUCUGACGUAGUCUUCGGUGAAAAGACGAAAACUAUAAAAGAAAAACACAUCAUCGCUGUUUCUGCUACUGAUCUCAAAUCUCUAGAAAAAAACUUAAUCCAUUUGAAACAAAAUAUACACAAAGCCAAAUACUGCAUAGAAGACAUAUCGUAUACUUCAACAUGUAGACGAGAUCACUACACAUACCGCGUUGCUUUACAUGGAAACACCAAAGAAGACAUUGCUAGAAAUUGCAAAGAACAGCUUCAACAACUUCAAUCACUUAAACCACCAGGCUUCUCCAAACCAAAUGUAGUCUUCGUCUUCUGUGGAGUAGGCACCACGUGGAGGGGGAUGUGUCAAGAACUAUUGAACUAUUGAAGAAAGAAGACAUGUUCAAAGACACUGUAGAUAGACUCCUGACGCCUUUAGCCGGAUGGUCAAUAUUCCAAA
Messenger RNA from Mizuhopecten yessoensis (Yesso scallop), 1782 nucleotides. RefSeq names its product putative inactive phenolphthiocerol synthesis polyketide synthase type I Pks15. Lineage: Eukaryota; Metazoa; Mollusca; Bivalvia; Pectinida; Pectinidae. The record is from RefSeq and is a predicted model, not a curated record. Bases 49 to 1710 code for a protein of 553 amino acids. Gene Ontology annotation, biological process: fatty acid biosynthetic process. The transcript has 7 exons. Gene Ontology annotation, molecular function: fatty acid synthase activity; 3-oxoacyl-[acyl-carrier-protein] synthase activity.